AAGAAAAGACAUGUCAUCCCAAACAAUCAAAAAAAUGAAGCCUCUUUCCUUAUUCUUCCUUCCUCUUGCCCUAUUCCUCUCCUUAUUUUCCCUAACAUUCCAUAUCUCAACAGGCCAAACAUUAAUCCAAAACACUUGCAAAACAUCUUCAAAAGAUGAUCCAAAUAUUAAGUAUGGUUUUUGCACUACUUCUCUACAAGCUGCUCCGGCCAGUCAAUGUGCUAGUCUUCGUGGACUCGGGAUGAUAUCGAUUAGACUUAUUCGAUACAACGUUACUGAUACGAGGUGUAGCGUUAAGAUAUUACUGAAAGACAAGAAUUUGGAUCCUUAUGCAAGGAGUUGUUUGAAGGAUUGUUUUGAACUUUAUUCAGACGCGAUCACGACUAUCAAGCUUGCUAUGAAGAGUUAUAACACGAAGAAAUAUUAUGAUGCGAACAUACAAAUAAGUUCAGUUAUGGAUGCUGCUACGACAUGUGAGGAUGGCUUUAAGGAGAAAAAUGGUGUUGUGUCACCAUUAACAAAGAGAAAUGAAAUUACUUUCCAAUUGUCAGCAAUGGCCCUUUCUGUUAUGAAUCGUCUUAAGAAUAAUGGGUAAAUUGGUUGAUAUUGAAGAUAUUGCUUCUUAAUUUUGAUUGUUAAUAUUCCUGUAUUUUUAUUGUAUUUUGGUUGGUUUCCCCACGUUCGGUACCCGCAUUGGAGCCCGACUAUAUUCGUAUUUCCACUGGGGGUAAGCGCUCCCUAUCAAUGAUUUUUUCAUACCCAGGGCUCGAACCUGUGACCCCUGGUUAAGGGAGGAGCAACUCCAUCCGCUGCACCACAUCCUUUGAUGGUAAUAUUCCUGUAUGUUAAUUAUUACGUAGUUCAUUGUGUAACUUUCACUUUUUUUGAAUCUUUGCUUGAACUUUUGUACUUAAAAAAAGAUAGUAUCCCUAUAUAUAUUGGAUGUUAUGAGAUAUUUAUAUGAUGAUAUAAGGUACUAAUAAUUAAUAA
Molecule: messenger RNA, 990 nt
Organism: Lycium barbarum (goji berry)
Lineage: Eukaryota; Viridiplantae; Streptophyta; Magnoliopsida; Solanales; Solanaceae
Product: putative invertase inhibitor
Exons: 1
Coding region: 11-595 (194 amino acids)
Molecular function (GO): enzyme inhibitor activity
Source: RefSeq, a predicted model, not a curated record